Molecule: messenger RNA, 7929 nt
Organism: Phyllopteryx taeniolatus (common seadragon)
Lineage: Eukaryota; Metazoa; Chordata; Actinopteri; Syngnathiformes; Syngnathidae
Gene: bmp6
Product: bone morphogenetic protein 6
Exons: 7
Coding region: 4463-5581 (372 amino acids)
Biological process (GO): SMAD protein signal transduction
Cellular component (GO): extracellular region
Molecular function (GO): cytokine activity; growth factor activity
Source: RefSeq, a predicted model, not a curated record
GGGCGUUACAUGGGAGAGGGGGAAGGAAAAACGCUGGGAUUGGCAUGUAAAACGAGCUGUUCAUUCAUAGUGACAGAAAAUAGUCCCUCGACCUCGUGGCUGUGGAACGCAAAUCCGAUAUUUGGACUUGCUUUCCCCCUUUUCAAAGAUAUUUUUCCUUAUUUAUCAGAUCUCACGGGAGAGAUCCGUCUCCCGGCCUUGACACCGGCUUCCUCUACCAAAUCUGGGAGCACUCCGCCGGAGUCCAGACAUAUGUAUACACUCGCACACACACGCACGCAUACACCUGCUUCCCAAACACAGACGUUCGUAACACAUCGCGUAGCAGCGCUCUUUCCUGCUUCUACCGCUACACACUGUUGCAAUAACACUUCGAAAGGUCACCGCGGGAUGCUGAUCGACCUCCAAUUUCUUCGGAUCUUGAAGACAUCGUUUUGGUCGAGCUGUCGCCGUCAUAAAGUGCAAAAAGUUAACCACCGUUAAUAGUACAACCAAAAGAAUAGUAAGAGUAAAACAAAGCAAAAGCAAAAGCAAAUACACACGCAACAAACAGCACAGUGUGAUGUCAUUGCUCUUUCCCAAUCAAUGUCGACAUUAUGAUAUCGUUAUUGUGCUGUUCUGCGCCCAUCUGAUUGUACAGUUCAUUUUAAAUCGUACAUUCUUUCAAAGGUGUUGGCUGACUGGCCAUGGCGAUGGCGUCCCAAAGGCCAACAAAUCACGGCCGCCGUCGCCGCAACGUAUGACUUAAGUGUACAUUGCGUUGUAACUAAGACGGAUGCUUUGGGUUUGCGCUCUGUUGUUGUCGCCAUUCCAGUCUCUGUAUUUUUGUUUUGUUUUCGGGUCUUACCUCAGAGCUUUGUCGCUGACGUGCCAAGCCUCUUCCAAAAGAGAACAGGAUGUUGGAGACGGCACAAAAUUGGACUUGGACACCAGACACCUGCACAAAUAUUGUUUUUCUCAUUGGAGUCUUUGGAAUAUUGGAAAUGAAGUGAAUAUGUAUUGCAGGAGGCAAACAUGCAUAAUUGACUCCCGCCUUCUUGAUGAACUUAAUUCCAAAGCAUUGGGACACCUGCGCAGCAGAAGGACAUUUUCAUGAGCGGCAAAUUCAAACGUUUCCUCGUAAUGUGAAAUCCCCAAGCAGCUAGACUUCCUUUAAUUAACAGACCCCCCCCCCCCCCCCUUUUAGGGAAUUUGCAGUGUUUGUUUCUUGGUUGGCGUUUUCAAGUCCAUUUAGCGGCAAUAGUGUUCAACGUUAAUGGAUCCUUAAAUUGCGGGAAUGCCGAGUCAAGCAAUUGACAUCCAUCCAUCCAAUUGCUAUAGUACUUGUUCUGAUUAAGGUUGUGGGUUGUACAUCCUGGACUGGUUGCCAGUCAAUGGCAGGGCAAAUAAUAGAAAAAUUCACACACACAUUCACAUUCACACACACACACACACACACAUAUAUGGACAAUUAAGAGUGUUAAAAGAACCUAAAAUGCAUGUUUUCGUCAUGAGGGAGCAAGCUAGAGAAUCCGCGGAAAAGAGUGCAUACAUGAGGAAGAACUGGAAUUGUGUCCGCAUUCACGCCAACCAGGAAUUUUCUAGUAUGUAUUUUGAGAAUGGGUUAGGGUUAGCCUGUUGACUUCACAGUCAGGGGCGUAGUUUAGGGGUGACCCCCCCCCCCCCCCCCCCCCCCCCCCACAGAGCCAUGAAACACAUUUCUUUUUAACAUGUCGUAACACAUUCUAAUGCAUCAUAAACAGUCGUGCGCAGAUGAUCAAAAACACAGACAGAUCGACGGUGGAAAAAUGUCGAGCAAAGCAGUUUGCAAGAGGCACAAAAACGCUGCGUGGAUUUUUCCAAGCAAGCAAUGUCAAUUGUGUGUAACCGUUACACGAUAACGUAGCCGAUUUAUGAAUUAAGAGAUAGCAUAAAUGUAGGGGAUGAUGUGGUCAUUACUGUCAAAAGACCGCCUAAAGGCCAGGAAGGACAUAAUACUGGACUCCGAUGUCCAGCAUGGGAAUAAUUAUCAUUAUUACUCUUAUUAUCACCCGUAGACUUAAUAAUCGGAGGGUGUCCCCGAGACAUAGGGUGAGAAGCUCGGUCAUCCGGGAGGUCCUCCCAUUGAGGGGGGCCCGAUGAGGUGACCCGGGCAUAUGGUGAGGAUGCCUCCCCCGGUGAGGUGUUCUGGGACUACCCAGGAUGCGCUGGAGAGACUAUCUCCUGGUUGGCCCGGUAAAGCCUUGGGAUCUCCCCAAAAGAGCUGGACGAAGUGGCUGGGGAGAAGGAAGUCUUGGCUGCCCCGCUUAAGCUGCUGCCCCCAGUGACCAGACCCCAGAUGCAGUAAGCAGAAGUAAAUGAAUGGAUGGCUAAUUUGCAGCUCUACAUUUUUCUCAAAUUAGCGCUUAAGUAUUUCGACAAGCAUCUCCCCGUAACUCUUAUUACCGCCGAACGGUGACGGAAGAGAUGGAAUCGGUUCUCCUACUGACACACAGGUAUGACAUGUGCCGCUGGCAGGAGACGAGCCGCAGACUGGAAAAGUGAGCUGUUGAUAGCACAGCGGCGCAAGAAGCCGUAGCCCCGAUAGCCAUCGGCUCGCAGAGGAGCAAUUACGGCACGUGAUCCACCUGCUGUCAAAAGAGUCGCAGACAUGUGACAGUAGACGCGUUGCCCUCAUCUCUCUCGUCCUCUUUGCUUAUCAACUGGCAUGGAAUGCGGCACAGUGAUGACAGAGCAAAGGACUGUACUGGGCUGACACUUCAUUCGGGACCCCAGCCAAAUCGAAUCGCAUCCAUUCGAAGGGCUAAUGAGCACAUUCUGGCCUCUUGAAGUCUUAUUUUUGGGAGGGGCAAAAUAUUAGAGGCAGCAGCUUCCUGUUUUAUGCAGCGCUAUGCUUUCUUGCCCACAUAAUGGGCUCCGUAAACUGCAUGAAGUUGCUCUUCUUAUCGCCCGAGCCAAGCAAACUGUGAGCCGAAUGACCUUUUCCAGACAUUACCUGUUCGAGCUUAAUCUGAUUCGAGCCCCCGCACGCUCCAACGCCAAGUUCUUUUUAGUCCUACUCCAAACAAACCAUCCUAACACAUAUAAAACAUCACCGUCUGUCAACUGCAGGAAUGCUCCGACAGAAGAGAUGGCCCGCACCUGCUGGUUUAGCAGUAAACGUCAACAUUUUUCACACAGCAGCUGCAGCGCUGACAUUCAUAUUUAGGCAAUUAUUGCCGAUUGUUACUUUUAAAGUGCUCUGCCCAUAGAGCACUUAAGCCAGCUGUCCGUCACUUAAAGGCCUCGUAUUGGACAUGCAGGUUCAAGCUGAUUUCUGUUUGCUUGCGGGGCUCGACAGUCUACAAACGGGCCGACCUCACUCCCUCGUAUCCUCGCCGUGGACCAAUGCUCCUCCUGCCCGGACCCCGGUUCUUUGCGUCACUGACGUCUGGGCUUGCGUGUGCCGGUUUAAAAGCGUCCACGCUCUUGCUUUGUGCGCGUGUGUAUUUUCUCUGAUUGUGUUGCAUCGAUGCCGUUCCCGCUCGGUCCUUUGAUGAUGCCGGGUCAGGAGAAAAUCUCUCUCCAAAGACGCACACAAAGAUAAUGACGAGUCCCAGGGGACCUUUAGGGCCUUCUGAGAUAAUAGCACCAAUUUCCUGACUACAAAGAGCAGAAACACUCCCGAUUGCAGCCAAGCGUAGCAAGCUUACAGUGUUUUGCUCAGUGCUAAGUUUGGCAUGCGGGUUCCUAUUUUUCUACUAGUGCCAGAAAUGUCUGAUAAAUUGACUUGACAAUCACAAACAUACAGUAAGUCAUGAAUCAAGGACCAAACACGGGUCAACAUAGAAACUAAAUAUCAGUUAUCAAUCGGUAGUCAUACAAUUCUGAGUUUGACCAAAAUUUUCAGGAGACAAAUGUAGGUUCAAGUUGAAAUUUAAGUCGCAAUAUAAAAGUGGUAAAAACAAAAAAAAAGCUGAUAUUAUGCGAGUCCGGCUCAAUGAGCAUCGAUUAAAACGGGGUUUCAUUAACAUAGCACUGCCAUCCAUAAUGGGUGGUGGGUUGAUUGUCAGAAUAAAUUAGUUUUGAUGAUUGUGUUUGUAUUAUUUAUCUCCAUAAAAUGUUGUUGCCUCACACUUCUGAGGACCGGGCUUUUCUCCGGGCACUCCGGUUUCCUCCCACAUCCCCCAAAACAUGCAUGCUGGGUUGAUUGAAGACUCUUUAAAUUGCCCUUAGGUAUUCUUUCCAUCGAUCCAGCACACUGCUGGUACCAGUCAAGACAUUUCCGUCACACCCUAAUCUGCUGCACAUCCCUCCCAUCGCUAUCCCUCUGUCUGGCCAACCCAUAUCGAUCUUUUUCUCCUUCUUUAGUGUCCAACCUGGCAUACAUGUCAUCACAUGCCCCUUGUUUGGCCUUUGCCACCUCUACCUUUGCCCUCCGUCGCAUCUCAACGCAUUCCUUUCGCCUCUCCUCGGUCCUCUCUUAGCUAACCUUUUUCCUUGUAUGGUUUCCUGUACUGUGAGGUUCCCCCACCAGGUCUGCUCCUCUCCUUUCCUGCCAGAAGGUACACCAAGUACUCUCCUGCCUGUUUCUCUGAUCACCUUGGCUGCAGCGGUCCAGUCUUCUGGAAGCUCCUCCCGUCCACCAAGAGCCUGUCUCACCUCUUCCCGAAAAAACCGCGCAGCACUCUUCCCUUCUCAGCUUCCACCACAUGGUUGGCUGCCAUGCUUUUGUCUUCUUAAUGUGGAGCACGACCGGGAGCUCUCCCCGCAACGGCAUCACCACAAAGAGUACAAGUUCAACCUGUCGCAGAUCCCCGAGGGCGAGGCGGUCGCCGCCGCCGAGUUCCGCCUCUACAAGGAGUGCGUGAGCCGAGCCUUCUGCAACGACACCUUCCUGCUCAAAGUCUACCAAGUGGUCAAAGAGCACCCAGACAGAGAGGCCGACCUGUUCCUGCUGGAGUCUCGCAGGCUGUGGGCAUUGGAAGAGGGCUGGCUGGAGUUUGACGUCACGGCCACGAGCAACCUGUGGGUGAUGAGCCCGGCGCACAACCUGGGCCUGCAGGUUAGCGUGGAGACCAGCAGCGGGCAGAGCAUCGGUCCUAAAGACGCCGGGCUGGUCGGGCGCGAUGGUGCUCUGGAGAGGCAGCCUUUCACGGUGGCCUUCUUCAAGGUCAGCGACGUGCACAUCCGCAACUCCCGCUCCGCCGGCGGCAAACGUCGACAGCAGAACCGCAACCGAUCCACACAAACGCAGGAAGCAUCCAGAGGGCCGAGCCAAGCAGACUACAACGGCAGCGAUCAAAAGUCAGCCUGCAGAAGACACGAGCUCUACGUCAGCUUCCGAGAGCUGGGCUGGCAGGACUGGAUCAUUGCUCCUGAAGGCUACGCCGCCAACUAUUGUGAAGGAGAGUGCUCCUUCCCCCUCAACGCGCACAUGAAUGCCACCAACCACGCCAUCGUACAGACUCUGGUGCACCUGAUGAAUCCCGAGAAUGUCCCGAAGCCCUGCUGCGCCCCCACCAAGCUCCACGCCAUCUCCGUGCUCUACUUUGACGACAACUCCAACGUCAUUUUGAAGAAAUACAAGAACAUGGUGGUGCGAGCCUGCGGCUGCCAUUGACGCUCCCCGCCGGAGAGCGGGCGGGGGGCACUGGCCGUCGAUGCGGUUCCUCAGACCUGCACGGGAUGUUCAGCGUUGCGUGUGGUUUACGGUAAUCCCAGGGAUGUCUCCAGCAUUAGUUGGAAAAUCGGACAUGGGUUUAAAGGGACAAUGCGUGUCAUCUCGUGGGAAACUUCCGGCAAAGAUGCUCCAAGUGAUUCUGACUGCACCUUCUCCAUCAAUGAGUGGGCAAAACUGAACUGUGGUUAGACCAGUCAGAGUGCUGCUUUCAUGCCCCUCCCAUUCCUGUUUAAUCACCUUCUAAUGGCAGGUCUUGGCAACAGAUUAUGGAGGCGGACAGACCACGCCCAUUUCGUCUUAUUACACAUUAGAGUGGAAUUUAUUAUCCUCAUUCUGGAUUAAUGGCCAGCGUGCUCCCAGUGACUGUAAAAUUCUUAUCAGUUCUUACGAUUUCAAGUCCCACCAGGAGAUAAUCCCAAUCACAGGAAUAGGAAAAAGUCUGGGCAUUUUUUUUGGUGGCCUAAAUUACCCAGCAGCGAGCCGUUGUCAUUAAAGUCCCUGUAAAGUGAAAAUCAAUGUCUUGUAAAUUUGACACACCGCAAUAGAAGAGUGAUGUUAACAACCCCGCCAAGCGUGAACGAUUAAAGCAAUCGCGGAGUGUACAGAAUGAGACCUCAUAAUCAUGGAGAAAAUUCUGUGCGCUCACAUGCUUUGGGCGUGGGGUUUCUACAAUCAAAGACGUACAUGAGCUGUUCACACACUACAGUACCAAUACAGUGUGUGUGUGUAUACAUAUAUAUAUAUAUAAUUUAAGUUCAGUUAAGUAACGUAGGUGCCGAGUCACUGAAAUGCAUCCGCGCAGUCAGUGAACAGGAUGCGCGCUGAUCAUUGCAAUCCAUCCACUCAUCCAUUUUCCGAACCGCUUAUCAUCAGUGGGGUCGCUAGCCCCUCCCUGUUCCUCCACCUUCGAUGUGACUAUUCGCCUCUCCCGUGCCGAUCGUGCCGCGGAUUUGUGGUUCAAUAAAAUAUAUUACAGUAUUUUUGUAUGUGGAGCCACAAAACUCAAUACAGGGUCACAUUUGUACCAUUGCAGCGCUUCGUGCGCAGUAAAGGACUCUUUGGCCGUGGUCCACUUCAGUUGCAUUAGUAACUUGUCAUUACGCAAGGUAACCACUCAUGCAAUGAAGGUGUUACACUUUCUAUGCACCCCAAAAAAUAUUUCACGCCGUAUCAUCACAAUUGAGCACGACGUAGUUCUGUCUUUGCACGUUUUCAUCCAUUACGUUCAAACAUGCAUACUGUAUUUAGAAGGAAGUCUCUUGAAUUCUCUUUAGUAAGGUCACAUGGCGGAAAACAGCCAACUUUUGUGUGUUAAAACUACGGCAAAAGCAAUGAUCAUUUGCAGGCAAAUCCUGUUUUUUGUUCACCAUUUAUUUGCUUCUCAAAUUAUAUUUACACUCCCAAUAUAUAAAAGACUGAACCAAAGUGUCCACAGGCUAUUUUAGCAGCACCUUCCUCCAAAUAAACCCCAGUGUCAAUAUUUGUGCGUUCAACAUGAUGCAUGUUGCGGCUCGGGAUGUUUUGGUCCAAACAAGUCAAGAAUAAGGCCUUUUCCGCCCAACACACCCACUUCUGUCGCUAAUGCUGCUGACAGCCUGUCAAGAAAGUGUGCAAAAACAUCAUCCAAGCAGUUGGCUUUUAUUCAUUAUUUUUUCUUCUUCUGUGGAUUCUUUUUAGACAAUAUAUUUGAAUGAGAAUCUAACAGCAAUACGAAGACUCUCAAUACCUUACGUGCCUAGCCAAUCAUCAAACACAAAAUAUACCUCUGGUAAGCUGCUGUUUACAUUUGUGAUCAUGUUCUUGUGUAAAUACUUGUACAUUCGCAGUUUAUUUAUUGCACUUUUGUUAAAAAAUGAAUUACACCUUGUGAGACACGUGGAGAACCAAACCUUUUUUGUAUAUAUUUUUUUUUAUUAUGAAAUCUCAUGUUACAACUUGCCAUUAAGUGUUUUUUUUUUUUUUAUUGUACAAAUCCGUGGGCUGAGCACAACCCAUGACUGCAUAACAAAAAAAACAAACAAACAAAAAAAAGUGUCACUGGAGUUCCUUAGACCAUGUGCUUUCCAUAAAGAUUUACUGGCAAAAACAACGACACGUGUGUACCUUGUAUUACUUUGUCACAUGAACUGUGUCAAAGAGCAACAUGUGCGUCACAUCUCAUUUACUGUCCACUUUGUGCAAAAAUAAAGAAACAGUUUCAGCAUAUGGAGCAAAAACAAUGGUUUGGUUGAGUGAUUGAUCGAUCGAUUCAACUUCUUCAUGGCUGAGUUUUUAGAAACUAAAAUCAG